AUGAAGUUUGUAAUAUUUUUUGUGAUAAUUGCCAAUUGUUGGGUUCUAUCAGUUGCUGAAACUGAUGAUGUUGUUCAAAAAGCUUUCAAUAUCUGGCUUGCGAAAUACAACAGAAAAUUUUCCGACAAUUCAUCUUUUACCACGGCUUAUGACAUCUUUUCUAGCCACUACAAAGCAACAUCACGUCAACGACUUAAAUUUUACAGUGGAGAGUCCAAAUUUUUAAUGAAACCAAAUAAAUAUUCAGCUGCUGAUGUCAACAGUAAAGCAUCAACGAGAGGACUUCUGUUAGACAAUGACGCUGAGUUUGCUGCUUUGGUUAAGGAAGAAGCUGCAGUUCAAGGUCGAGUCCUUCCACCUAGUUAUCCACCACCACCAGCUAGUUUGGAUUAUAGAACGAUGGGAUACGUGUCUGGUGUUAAGGAUCAAGGAUUUUACUGUUCCAGCUGCUAUGCCUUUGCAACAGGAUGUGCUCUUGAAGGUCAAUUAGCCAAGAAAUAUGGAAUAUUACCAGACAUAUCUGCGCAAAAUAUCAUUGACUGCUCAUACAAUUCUUCGUAUGGAAACUUUGGAUGUGGAGGCGGCAACUUAGGAUCGUCAUUCAAAUAUAUCGUCAGAAAUCCAGGAGUAGCAAAUGAAACAUUCUAUCCGUAUGCUGGAGCUAGUCAAACGUGUGGCUAUAAUCCAUCAAUGUAUAGUGGAACGGCAAAAGGUUAUUUUUACAUCACUGGCAGUGAAAAUUAUCUGAAGAGUGCAUUAGCGGCUAUUGGACCACUUGCAGUUGGUGUUAGAGGAGACCUGGACUCAUUUUUGUAUUAUGGUUCGGGAAUUUAUGAUGAUUUAAUGUGUAGUGCAAUUAUUAACCAUGCAAUGUGUUUAGUUGGUUAUGGAACGGACAACACUACUAGUCCACCUGUAGACUAUUGGAUUUUAAAAAACAGCUGGUCAACAGAUUGGGGAGAGAAUGGAUAUAUGAAGUUACAAAUAGGAUCAAGUUUGUGUGGAAUUAAUACAUAUGUCGUAUAUCCUACAGCUUAA
Chironomus riparius is the source of this 1038-nucleotide messenger RNA. Lineage: Eukaryota; Metazoa; Arthropoda; Insecta; Diptera; Chironomidae. The record is from the annotation of a GenBank genome assembly.